This is a messenger RNA of Tachysurus vachellii, 1437 nucleotides long. RefSeq names its product golgin subfamily B member 1-like. Bases 228 to 1373 code for a protein of 381 amino acids. The record is from RefSeq and is a predicted model, not a curated record. Gene Ontology annotation, biological process: regulation of DNA-templated transcription. Lineage: Eukaryota; Metazoa; Chordata; Actinopteri; Siluriformes; Bagridae. The transcript is spliced from 10 exons.
UGGAGGACAGAGAGAUAGAGCUGGAGGAAAGAGAGAGAGAGCUGGAGGACAGAGAGAGAGAGCUGGAGGACAGAGCGAGAGAGCUGGAGGACAGAGCGAGAGAGCUGGAGGACAGAGUGAGAGAGCUGGAGGACAGAGUGAGAGAGCUGGAGGACAGAGUGAGAGAGCUGGAGGACAGAGUGAGAGAGCUGGAGGAACUACUCAGUGAAGCAUGCAGUGACUGUGACAUGAGAAACUUUUCCCUGGCUGAAGCUGAGGAGAGACACCAGAAGGUUAUGAAGACCAUCACUGAGUUGAUGGAGGAGAAGACUCACCUAGAACACCAGGUGGAGACACUGACCCACAUGGCGGAGGACUCAGAGAAGAUCUACGAUACCUGUUUGCAGUGGAGAAAGAGCGAGAAUUUAUCUUUGGCUCAAGCCGAGGAGAAACACCAGAAGACUGUAGAGAACAUCAGUCAGCUGGAGGAGGAGAAAUCUAACCUGAGAAACCAGGUGACGACAAUGAGAGACACAGUAACAGACUUGGGGUACAAACUCUAUGAGGCUCACCUGCAUCGUGACAAACUAAUCAAUAGACGUGAGACAGAGCGACAGGCUCACAGAAUCCUCCAGGUCGAGAACGAUGAGCUAAAGACAGCUCUGAUGUACAAGGAGGAGUUACUGAAGGUAUCUUUGUCUGAAGCUGAGGAGAAACACCAGAAGGCUGUGGAGAACAUCACUCAGCUGGAGGAGGAGAAAUCUGACCUGACAAACCAGGUGGAGACACUGAGAGACACAAUACAGGACAUGGAGGACAUGUUCUAUGAGGCUCAGGAGCAGUGUGAUGAGAUAAUAAGUUUUAAGGAGCGACAGGCUCACAGAAUCCUCCAGGUCGAGAACGACGAGUUAAAGACAACUCUGAUGCACAAGGAGGAGUUACUGAAGUUAUCUUUGGCUCAAGCCGAGGAGAAACACCAGAAGACUGUAGAGAACAUCAGUCAGCUGGAGGAGGAGAAAUCUAACCUGAGAAACCAGGUGACGACAAUGAGAGACACAGUAACAGACUUGGGGUACAAACUCUAUGAGGCUCACCUGCAUCGUGACAAACUAAUCAAUAGACGUGAGACAGAGCGACAGGCUCACAGAAUCCUCCAGGUCGAGAACGAUGAGCUAAAGACAGCUCUGAUGCACAAGGAGGAGUUACUGAAGGUAUCUUUGUCUGAAGCUGAGGAGAAACACCAGAAGGCUGUGGAGAACAUCACUCAGCUGGAGGAGGAGAAAUCUGACCUGACAAACCAGAAACCUGGCAAAUCUCUUGGAACCAAGGAGACAACAAACACUGAGACAGAAAGCAGUGUGAACAGAAGCAGAUCCUCCUCAGAAUCAGUGUGACGGGUCUAUGACAGGCUAAAAUAUGAAAAAACAAUUCAAGCUGGUCUUAAUGUAAAGGAAUGAA